AACAGCUGAAAACCUAUAGAAAAAAAGAAAUGCCAAUUGCCAAAAUAAAAACAGUCAACAAAAAUGGUUUAGAUCUUUUUAUUUUACAAAAUCGUUAUGUAUUUUUUAAAACGUACUUGCGAUUUUAAAUCAAUAUGCACAAUUCUACGUUUAUCCAGGUAUUUUUAUUCCAGUCAAAUACGAAAAUCGCACUACGACAUUCUCAAUUUACGCAAGAAUUGUUCAGACAAAGAAAUUAAAAAUGCAUUUAUUCAAAUGAGUAAAGAGUAUCACCCAGAUAAGAAUAAAGAUUCUAAAGCUCAAGAAAAGUUUGUUAAGAUUGUUGAAGCAUAUAACAUUUUAAGUAAACCGAGCAGCAGGGCACAAUAUGACAAUAUAAUGGACAGCCAAGUAAAGACUCAUUCAUAUGUGUAUAGAACACAUACACCUUACAACUUGAGAAAAAAUACGGCAUAUAACUUUUACGAGCAGCCUAACAGUAAAGCAAAUAAUGAAAAAACAGGAUAUUAUGGAGUGAAAGGAUUAAAAAAACUUUCAAAUCUGGCUAUAACAGUACUAUGUUUCACUGUAGCUAUGGUUGGGGCUAUAAUACAACUGGUUGUAAUAAGACAGUCAUAUUUAGUACAUCGAAGAAGGACACAAGAAAAGUCAAAGAUUAUAGCUGAAGAAUUAGAAAAAGUACGAGAAAAUGCACAAGGGAAAUCUAAUAGUAUGCAGACACAAGCUUUGCUAGACAAAAUCGUAAGUUCGUCAAACUCUACAGUGGCCACUGCGUCAUUAGGUCAAGCAUUGGCCAAUGAGAAAAAUAAAUCAUAAAAAGUGAUUAGGUAUGGCUACAAAUGGUUAGGAAUUUUAGUUUUUUAUUGUAUGCCUGGGAUCAUUUUCUUAACAGUACUGGUGACUAGAUUUCUGGGAACAAUCAUAUUGUAUAUAUUUAAAAUCUUAUGUGAAAUUUGAUUAAAAAUACAUUAUUUUAAUCAUACAGAAAUGAAAUUUAAAGUAUAUUACUAAAAUAUUGUAAAUGUACUUUAAAAUCGAACCCUCAAGAUCAAGACUGUAUUUUAUUUGCAGCCUUAACAUCGCAGAUUAAAUUAAUUACAUAUUUAAAAGAAACAUAUUUUUUGUGAUAAAUACAAAUAAAAUUAUAAAACUCGAUGUAUGAAUAAAA
Molecule: messenger RNA, 1168 nt
Organism: Pieris brassicae (large cabbage white)
Lineage: Eukaryota; Metazoa; Arthropoda; Insecta; Lepidoptera; Pieridae
Gene: DnaJ-13
Product: dnaJ-like protein 60
Exons: 6
Coding region: 97-816 (239 amino acids)
Cellular component (GO): endoplasmic reticulum
Molecular function (GO): protein-folding chaperone binding; misfolded protein binding
Source: RefSeq, a predicted model, not a curated record